Molecule: messenger RNA, 550 nt
Organism: Cydia amplana
Lineage: Eukaryota; Metazoa; Arthropoda; Insecta; Lepidoptera; Tortricidae
Gene: ND-B17.2
Product: probable NADH dehydrogenase [ubiquinone] 1 alpha subcomplex subunit 12
Exons: 4
Coding region: 76-507 (143 amino acids)
Biological process (GO): response to oxidative stress; mitochondrial respiratory chain complex I assembly
Cellular component (GO): membrane
Source: RefSeq, a predicted model, not a curated record
CUGUCAAACGCUCAAACGUCAAAGUGAAAUAUCUAUUUUGCUUUGCUGCGAAACGAAAAUUGAUUUGGCUCAAAAAUGUCCAUUGCAAAGAUAUUUGCACUAGAUAAGGUAGCCAAUUUCUUUAACAUCAUACGCCAAAAUGGAGGCAUUCGUGGUUCCCUGUGGAAACUAUACCGACAGGAUGACCUGAAGGACGGUACCCUAAUAGGCGAAGACAGGUUUGGCAACAAGUAUUAUGAAAACCCCCGCUACUUCUAUGCCCGUAACCGCUGGGUGGAGUACUCGCCCAACUUCCACAUGAACUAUGAUGCCAGUCAGGUGCCCGCUGAAUGGUUUGGCUGGCUUCACUACAAGACCGAUCUUCCCCCUCACCAGGACCCCAGCCGCCCUAAAUACCACUGGAUGCUCUAUGGCAACGAAAACCUCUCUGGCACCAAGGGGCAGUAUGUACCUUACAGCACCACCAGGCCCAAGGUCGAGCCCUGGGUCCCCAAGUCCAAGGAAUAAACCGGCUAAACCAGCUCUGACAACAGUCCGAUAGUAAAGAGUA